CCCAGAAUUGCGUCCGGGUCGACGCGGCGCUAGGCUUGCUGGGAGACGCAUAACCCCGAUUUUCUUCCGCCAGCCGGCUAAAUAGUCCCAUGUGCACGUUGUUCCACGGAUAAAUAAAUGAUAGGAACGCCUUCCAACCCUGUAUUUCAGUAGAAAUGCUAAACGUAAAGGAAUAUUUGAGUAAAGUGAGUGGCCGUUCUUGACGCCCGUCACCUAAAGAUUCUCCCGGUGGGCGCGUAGGGAUCUCUUACUAUAUAAGAGGGCCCUGCCGCUUGUCGCCUUCUUUCUCUGCUGCGAGCUUCCAAAAUGACAAAGAAAAGAAGGAACAACGGUCGUGCCAAAAAGGGCCGCGGCCAUGUUCAGCCUAUUCGCUGCACGAACUGUGCCCGAUGCGUGCCGAAGGACAAGGCCAUUAAGAAAUUCGUCAUUCGAAACAUAGUGGAGGCCGCAGCAGUCAGGGAUAUUUCUGAAGCGAGCGUCUUUGAUGCCUAUGUACUUCCCAAGCUCUAUGUGAAGCUACAUUACUGUGUGAGUUGUGCAAUUCACAGCAAAGUAGUCAGGAAUCGAUCUCGUGAAGCCCGCAAGGACCGAACACCGCCACCCCGAUUUAGACCUGCGGGUGCUGCCCCACGACCCCCACCAAAACCCAUGUAAGGAGCUGAGUAAAAGAUUGAAGACAACUAUUCCCUGGAGAAAAAUAAAAUGGAAAUCGUACUUGA
Messenger RNA from Cebus imitator (Panamanian white-faced capuchin), 719 nucleotides. It is a transcript of the gene RPS26, whose product is annotated as ribosomal protein S26. The coding region runs from base 307 to 654 and encodes 115 amino acids. Gene Ontology annotation, biological process: translation. The transcript has 4 exons. The record is from RefSeq and is a predicted model, not a curated record. Gene Ontology annotation, cellular component: ribosome; cytosolic small ribosomal subunit. Gene Ontology annotation, molecular function: mRNA binding; structural constituent of ribosome. Lineage: Eukaryota; Metazoa; Chordata; Mammalia; Primates; Cebidae.